Ixodes scapularis (black-legged tick) is the source of this 766-nucleotide messenger RNA. Its product is annotated as histone H2A. Lineage: Eukaryota; Metazoa; Arthropoda; Arachnida; Ixodida; Ixodidae. Gene Ontology annotation, molecular function: structural constituent of chromatin; DNA binding; protein heterodimerization activity. Bases 126 to 500 code for a protein of 124 amino acids. Gene Ontology annotation, cellular component: nucleosome. The transcript has a single exon. The record is from RefSeq and is a predicted model, not a curated record.
ACCUUCUGCUCUUGUUUUCCCCUUGCUGCGUUGGCAGACGGUCUUGCCGUAACCACCGUCCGGUCUGCUCGUGAAAUUGUGAACGACUUCGUGAGUUCGCUGACUACUCCCAUUCCCGAAGCAACAUGUCCGGACGUGGCAAGGGAGGCAAAGUGAAGGGAAAGAGCAAGACCCGGUCAAGCCGAGCUGGACUGCAGUUUCCAGUGGGCCGAAUUCACAGACUCCUGCGCAAGGGCAACUACGCCGAGCGUGUCGGCGCGGGCGCUCCCGUCUACCUGGCCGCCGUGCUCGAGUACCUUGCCGCCGAAGUGCUCGAGCUGGCAGGGAACGCUGCCAGGGACAACAAGAAGACUCGUAUCAUUCCGAGACACCUGCAGUUGGCCAUUCGCAACGACGAGGAACUCAACAAGCUGCUGUCCGGCGUCACCAUCGCGCAAGGUGGCGUCCUGCCCAACAUCCAGGCUGUGUUGCUGCCCAAAAAGACCGAAAAGAAGUCGUAAACGAAGCAACAGAAGAAAGGCUGCUUCAGAAUCGUCGCCUCCGAAUCCCGAGAACUCCUGUCGCCUGCGGUUCCACCCCCAAGCUGGCCGGCAUAGUCUCAAUUUUAUUGUCACCUUUGUGUACAUAGUAUGGAACAUUGCUGUCUCAUAAUUCCCUCUUUUUCGGUUCGUGGUGUUUGCCUUGUAAAUAUGUAUCACCCACCGUUUUAUAUGUACGGUAUCGCGACCUGUGCUUACGUGGCAUAAUAAACGUUCCUCUUUCCUUA